This is a messenger RNA of Phragmites australis (common reed), 1729 nucleotides long. RefSeq names its product B3 domain-containing protein Os03g0619600-like. The transcript has 6 exons. Gene Ontology annotation, molecular function: DNA binding. Lineage: Eukaryota; Viridiplantae; Streptophyta; Magnoliopsida; Poales; Poaceae. The record is from RefSeq and is a predicted model, not a curated record. The coding region runs from base 2 to 1633 and encodes 543 amino acids.
CAUGGCCAGAGGUGGUUCCCGUAUGAAGAAAUCUUGUGAUUGUUGCAGAAGGUACUUGGAUCAUUUGGAAGAAAAGAAACAGAAUAUGACAUGUUUCCUCAGGCGUAUGACUGCCAAUUUCAGACAUAGCAUGAUGGUACCGAACAGAUUUCUGAAGCAUUUCGCAGGAAAGUUGUCAGGAACCAUCAAAUUAGAAUCCCCUAAUGGUAGUCUAUAUGAUGUUGAAGUUACAGAGCGUUUUAAUAAGAUGGUGCUAAGACAUGGAUGGGAGGCAUUUGUUGAUGCCCAUCACAUAGAGGAGAAUGACUCCUUGCUGUUUCAACACAUUGAGAAAUGUUGUUUUGAGGUUUUAAUCUUCGAUUCUGAUGGUUGUGAGAAAGUGUUUUCCUGUGCUGGCAUAAAAAACACCCCAAGUUUUCAAGAAACAAGUGUAGAUACUGUUGGUAUUUUAAGCAGCUCUCAGCACGAUGCCACAGAAUCAUCAGGAAGUGAAAGAUUCUCUAGGUAUCAAAAGGGUAGCUCCUGUCAUCGUGGGAAAACUAAAAAGAUGGCUGCAAUAUCCUUGUCAUCUGAGGAGUUAGGCGAAGACAUUCCAUCUGAAAACGAAUCUUCUGAGCCGGACGAUCUUCAGACACCCCUAGGGUCUGGUUAUGUUUUAUCACAAAGAAGUUAUCUAUCUGAAGCACAAAAGGAGAGAGUAAUUGCGCUUAUCCAGGAAAUUCAACCUGAAAGUACUGUUUUUGUAGCAGUCAUGAGGAAGAGCCAUGUUCAACCACCUAGUCCUUAUCUGGCUAUUUCCAAGGAAUAUGCAUUUGCACAUUUUCCACAUGAAAGCACGAAUGUCACACUUCAAAGGCCAGGAAAGAGCAAGAAGUGGCAUCCCAAAUUCUACAAAAGAAAAGAUAAAAGACUGUACAUGCUUAAGGGGCAGUGGUUAAACUUUGUCCGUGACAAUCAUGUGCAGGAGGGAGAUAUCUGCCUCUUUUUUCCGACAAAGUAUGGCAGAAGAUUCACAUUUACAGUCCAUCUAGUUCGCACAACAACAACUCAUUCCAGCGGUGGAGCUGGUUUUCGAAGGGUUGGCUCAUGCCAUGGUAGAUCAACCACAAAGAUGGCUUCAGCAGUUCAUGUUAAGGAGGAAUCAACCGAUGGAGAAAAUGUUUACUUGGAAACUGACAUGCAUGAAACUUUGCACGAAGAUCUAGAGAGCGACUCUGGUGGUCCUUCUGAGCCUCCCUACAUUGUACCAUGCAAUAGUUGUCUAUCUCAAUCCCAAAAGAAGAUUGUUGAAGAGAAAGUGCGAGCCAUCCAAUCCGAUGUCCCCAUUUUUGUAGCAAUCAUGAAUAAGAGCAAUGUUGGUGUCACUCAUGGCACGAUAGAAUUUGGUAGACGAUUUGCUGCUCCACAUCUUCCAGUUAGAGAGCAAACAGUGGUGCUGCAGUGCGGGAAGAAGAUAUGGAAGACCAAAAUGGUGAUUCGUAAAGGUAGAAGAAGGUGGUUCCUAUGUGGAGGUUGGCCCACAUUUGUUCUUGACAAUGGUCUGCGAGUUGGUGAUGUCUGUCUGUUCGAACUGAAGAAGAACGAGAGGAAGAUUACCAUGAAGGUCCAUACCAUUUUAAGGGAGCAGUUCUAAUUUGUAGUGGAAGAAAAUGGUGCCUUGCUGUUCUUUCUGCUGAUACCUCGUGGGUUAUUUUGCUUGUUUUGUACUCUGAAAUCGAUCCAUGUUGUG